Annulohypoxylon truncatum is the source of this 1719-nucleotide messenger RNA. RefSeq lists its product as uncharacterized. The transcript is spliced from 3 exons. NCBI's taxonomy places the organism in Eukaryota, Fungi, Ascomycota, Sordariomycetes, Xylariales, Hypoxylaceae. The record is from RefSeq and is a predicted model, not a curated record. The coding region runs from base 142 to 1365 and encodes 407 amino acids.
GCAAAAUCACUUGCUUCGGUAUUCAAUAUGGCAACUUAAACAUCACACACCCAAUUCCAAUUCCAUUUCGUGAUUAAAACGGGCGCGCGCAUUUAGCUAGGGAACAUUUAGUCCGGGCGGUACAAGAAGGGGAUCUCCAAGAUGCCCUCCCGCAUCACAGACCUCUUCUCCUCGGGGUACCCCCCGCUCACCUCGCGCUCCCCGCUCCCACCACAUCAACUCCCAGCCGCCUACGCGGCCGUAGUCCUAGGCUACUUCCUCGGGCCCGGCGCCCUCCAAACCCUCGGCGUCACAUGCGUGCUCCUUUACUUCGGCCUCCUGCGGCCGUUCUUCACCACCGGCGACGUCGUGACCGACUACACCAUGUCGAGCUCCUUCUUCGUCCUGUGGAUCUCGUACCUGGACCACCGUGGCUCGAAAAGUGCCGGCGGCCCGCGCUACACGGGGAACCCGGAUAAGCCGCUGCCGCCGAACGGCGGGGACGCGAUGACGCGGGCCCAGAAGCUGAGGUGGGCGGUGAGGCUGGCGAGCACGCCGCGCGGCAUCGGCUGGGACUGGCGCGUGAAGAACGUGCCGCCGCAUCCGGGGGCGGACCUGGCUCCGCUGUCGUUCGUCUGGACGCAGGUCGUCGAGGUGGCCUGGCGCACGGCGCUGAAAGCCGCUGCGGUGUACGUCAUCGGGUUCUGCAAGGUGGUCCAGCUGUCGACGACGACGUCGGCGAUGGGUGGCUGGCUCCUCGACGCGACGGUGGCGUGGUGCGGCGCGGUCUGGAGCUGGAAUACGAUCGGGUCGUCGAACGCGGCGGGUGCUGCUAUCACUGUGUUGCUUGGGAUCUGCGAGUCGUGGGAGUGGCCGCCUGUGCUCGGCGCGCUGGGAGAUGCGUGGAGUGUGAGGCAGGUGUGGAGUACUUCGUAUCAUCAGAUCAUGCGAAGACCCUUCCAAACCCCUGGACUCCGCCUCGCACGCUUCCUCGGACUGAAGAAAGGCACGUUCGGCUCGCGCUACUUGCAGCUCUACUCCGCCUUCUUUGUCAGUUUCUGCACGCACUGGUUUCAGUCAUUUGUCGUCUCGCGCCACGACAACGGCGAGCUCGCCUUCUUCAUGCUGCAGCCCGUGAUCAUCAGCGUAGAGGACUUCCUACAGUGGAUUUGGCGCAAGUCCAUAGACCCGAAACGGAAGAAGGACCUCACCCGGUUGGAGACCGUGGUAGGCUACGUCUGGACGAUCGCGGCCUUUACCUUCACAUUGCAACCUGUUAUGAGAGGCUGGACUGAUAUUGGUCUAAUUGGGGGAGGUGGUCCAGACGAGAAGGCAGCUCUUCUCUUAGGGCAUCAGCAUGGCAUGGCAUACUUUCAAGGGUGGUGAUGUGUACUUGGUCAUAUGUAAAUGUUGAAUCAGGAGUCAGACCACUUGUAUAUGUGGUGUAAGGCAGGACGCUUAGGGGAAAGGAGACUAGAUACAAGUACAACUAGAAACAGAGUAGAGCUAUCGCCAGCUUGGACUGACGUUGAAUGAUCUACGCUACUUGGUAGGGAUUAGGGGAUAGAGUUGAGGCGAGCUAAUAGACUCUCAGACUCUGCACUAGGACAUCUAGUGUCCAAUAACGGUAUCCACUCUGCCACUACUCGAACCCUUUACCAAACGCCCAAUUACGUCAUUGAUCUGGCGUCGGGAUGCUUUACUUACAAGAGAUAGUCUGGUUCACGAUAGUUGCAGGAA